UCCAGGCCGAGGCUGUGUGGGCUGGGGAGGGAGCCAGGCGGCGGAGGCGGCGGCGGCGCCCCAGACCCGAGGGGACGCGCGGGCCUUGCGCCGCGGGAGCGGACGGCGGCGGAGGAGACCCUAAGCUCGCGGCCUGAGGCGGGAGGGCUCGGCUUCUCGACUGCCCGCCUCCGAGGCCGCCGGCCGCUUCUCUCUCCCGGAGUGGCCGCCGCCCCUGGAGACGCGCCGUGACACGGGCCUAAGCCGCCGCCGCGGGCGUCCUGACCGCUCGGACCCGUCGGACCAGGCCGGGUGGGAGCGAGCUUGCGGGCAGGUGCCGCUCCCGGAGGGUGAGCCGGAGGCGAGGCGCCCACCGCGCGGCUCGCGGGCCGGGCUCGGCGAAGGGGCCGCUCGCGCAGCACCCCCACCGCGGGCCGGAGCCCGGGUCGCCGCCCCGCCUUCUCCCGGGACCGCCGGGCCGGAGCUGCGGGGGUCGAGGGACGCCGCGCCCGCCGCCGCCAGCCAGGCUCGCGCGGGAGAGCAGGGAAGAGAAACUUUGCCUUUUAUUGUUUUUAGUCCUUAAGUGCAAGGAACUCUGUGUUGGGAGGAAAAAUGUCCUUCUUCAAUUUCCGUAAGAUCUUCAAGUUGGGGAGCGAGAAGAAGAAGAAGCAGUACGAACACGUGAAGAGGGACCUGAACCCCGAAGACUUUUGGGAGAUUAUAGGAGAACUGGGCGACGGAGCCUUUGGGAAAGUGUACAAGGCCCAGAAUAAAGAGACCAGUGUUUUAGCUGCUGCAAAAGUGAUUGACACUAAAUCUGAAGAAGAACUUGAAGAUUACAUGGUAGAGAUUGAUAUAUUAGCAUCUUGUGAUCACCCAAAUAUAGUCAAGCUUCUAGAUGCCUUCUAUUAUGAGAACAAUCUUUGGAUCCUCAUUGAAUUUUGUGCAGGUGGAGCAGUAGAUGCUGUGAUGCUUGAACUUGAGAGACCAUUAACUGAGUCCCAAAUACAAGUAGUUUGCAAGCAGACUUUAGAUGCAUUGAACUACUUACAUGAUAAUAAGAUCAUCCACAGAGAUCUAAAGGCUGGCAACAUUCUCUUUACCUUAGAUGGAGAUAUCAAAUUGGCGGAUUUUGGAGUAUCAGCUAAAAAUACAAGGACAAUUCAAAGAAGAGAUUCCUUUAUUGGUACACCAUAUUGGAUGGCUCCUGAAGUAGUCAUGUGUGAAACAUCUAAGGACAGACCUUAUGACUACAAAGCUGAUGUUUGGUCCCUGGGUAUCACUUUAAUAGAAAUGGCUGAGAUAGAACCACCUCAUCAUGAAUUAAAUCCAAUGCGAGUGCUGCUAAAAAUAGCAAAAUCUGAGCCACCUACAUUAGCACAGCCAUCAAGAUGGUCUUCAAAUUUUAAGGACUUUCUAAAGAAAUGCUUAGAAAAGAAUGUGGAUGCCAGGUGGACUACAUCUCAGCUACUGCAGCAUCCCUUUGUUACUAUUGAUUCCAACAAACCCAUCCGAGAAUUGAUUGCAGAGGCAAAGGCUGAAGUAACAGAAGAAGUUGAAGAUGGCAAAGAGGAAGAUGAAGAGGAGGAAACAGAAAAUUCUCUGCCAAUACCUGCAAGUAAGCGUGCAUCUUCUGACCUUAGUAUCGCCAGCUCUGAAGAAGAUAAACUUUCACAAAAUGCUUGUAUUUUGGAAUCUGUCUCAGAAAAAACAGAACGUAGUAACUCUGAAGAUAAACUCAACAGCAAAAUUCUUAAUGAAAAGCCCACCACUGAUGAACCUGAAAAGGCUGUGGAGGAUAUUAAUGAACAUAUUACCGAUGCUCAGUUAGAAGCAGUGACUGAACUCCAUGACAGAACAGCAGUAAUCAAGGAGAAUGAGAGAGAGGAGAAGAGGCCCAAGCUUGAAAAUCUGCCUGACACAGAAGACCAAGAAACUGUGGACAUUAAUUCAGUCAGUGAAGGAAAAGAGAAUAAUAUAAUGAUAACCUUAGAAACAAAUAUUGAACAUAAUCUAAAAUCUGAGGAAGAAAAGGAUCAGGAAAAGCAACAGAUGUUUGAAAAUAAGCUUAUAAAAUCUGAAGAAAUUAAAGAUACUAUUUUGCAAACAGUAGAUUUAGUUUCUCAAGAGACUGGAGAAAAAGAGGCAAAUAUUCAGGCAGUUGAUAAUGAAGUUGGGCUUAGAAAGGAAGACACCCAAGAGAAAUUGGGGGAAGACGACAAAACUCAAAAAGAUGCGAUCAGCAAUACAAGUGAUGUGAUAGGAACAUACAAGGCAGCAGAUGUGGCUCAGAAAGCGGAUGAAGACAGUGUUGAGGAUACGCAGAGUAAUGACGGGAAAGAAGUGGUUGAAGUAGGCCAGAAAUUAAUUAAUAAGCCCAUGGUGGGUCCUGAGGCUGGUGGUACUAAGGAAGUUCCUAUUAAAGAAAUAGUUGAAAUGAGUGAAAUAGAAGAAGGUAAAAAUAAGGAACAAGUAAUAAACAGUUCAGAGAACAUAAUGGAUAUCAAUGAGGAACCAGGAACAACUGAAGUUGAAGAAAUCACUGAGUCAAGUAGCACUGAAGAAAUGGAGGUCAGAAGUGUGGUGGCUGAUACUGACCAAAAGGCUUUAGGAAGUGAAGUUCAGGAUGCUUCUAAAGUCACUGCUCAGAUAGAUAAAGAGAAAAAAGAAAUUCCGGUGUCGAUUAAAAAAGAGCCUCAAGUUACUGCAGUUUCACAGCCCACUGAACCUCAGCCUGUUCUAAUACCCAGUAUUAAUAUCAACUCUGACAGUGGAGAAAAUAAAGAAGAAAUAGGUUCUUUAUCAAAAACUGAAACUAUUCUGCCACCAGAAUCUGAGAAUCCAAAGGAAAAUGAUAAUGAUUCAGGCACUGGUUCCACUGCUGAUACUAGCAGUAUUGACUUGAAUUUAUCCAUCUCUAGCUUUCUAAGUAAAACUAAAGACAGUGGAUCGAUAUCUUUACAAGAAACAAGAAGACAAAAGAAAACAUUGAAGAAAACACGCAAAUUUAUUGUUGAUGGUGUAGAAGUGAGUGUAACAACAUCAAAGAUAGUUACAGAUAGUGAUUCCAAAACUGAAGAAUUGAGGUUUCUUAGACGUCAGGAACUUCGGGAAUUAAGAUUUCUUCAGAAAGAAGAGCAAAGAGCCCAACAACAGCUCAAUAGCAAACUACAGCAACAACGAGAACAGAUUUUCCGGCGCUUUGAGCAGGAAAUGAUGAGUAAAAAGCGACAAUAUGACCAGGAAAUUGAGAAUCUAGAAAAACAGCAGAAACAGACUAUCGAACGCCUGGAACAAGAGCACACAAAUCGCUUGCGAGAUGAAGCCAAACGCAUUAAAGGAGAACAAGAGAAAGAGUUGUCCAAAUUUCAGAAUAUGCUGAAGAACCGAAAGAAGGAGGUUAUAAAUGAAGUGGAGAAAGCACCCAAAGAGCUGAGAAAAGAGCUCAUGAAACGCAGGAAAGAGGAGCUUGCACAAAGCCAGCAUGCUCAGGAGCAAGAGUUUGUUCAGAAACAACAGCAAGAAUUAGAUGGCUCUCUGAAAAAGAUCAUCCAGCAGCAGAAGGCAGAGUUAGCUAAUAUUGAGAGAGAGUGCCUGAAUAACAAGCAACAGCUCAUGAGAGCUCGAGAAGCUGCAAUUUGGGAGCUCGAAGAACGACACUUACAAGAAAAACACCAGCUGCUCAAACAGCAGCUUAAAGAUCAGUAUUUCAUGCAAAGACAUCAGCUACUUAAGCGCCACGAGAAGGAAACAGAGCAAAUGCAGCGUUACAAUCAAAGACUUAUUGAGGAAUUGAAAAACAGACAGACUCAAGAAAGGGCAAGACUGCCCAAGAUUCAGCGCAGUGUAGCCAAGACUCGAAUGGCUAUGUUUAAGAAAAGUCUGAGAAUUAACUCAACAGCCACACCAGAUCAGGACCGUGAUAAAAUUAAACAGUUUGGUGCACAAGAAGAAAAGAGGCAGAAAAAUGAGAGAAUGGCUCAGCAUCAGAAACAUGAGAAUCAAAUGCGGGAUCUUCAGUUGCAGUGUGAAGCCAAUGUCCGCGAACUGCAUCAGCUGCAGAAUGAAAAAUGCCACUUGUUGGUUGAGCAUGAGACUCAGAAACUGAAGGAGUUAGAUGAGGAACAUAGCCAAGAAUUAAAGGAGUGGAGAGAGAAAUUGAGACCUAGGAAAAAGACACUGGAAGAAGAGUUUGCCAGGAAACUACAGGAACAGGAAGUAUUCUUUAAAAUGACUGGGGAGUCUGAAUGCCUUAACCCAUCAACACAGAGCCGGAUUUCCAAAUUUUAUCCUAUUCCCAGCUUGCAUUCCACCGGAUCAUAACACUGGGAAGCAUUCUGUGUGUGGGUUUGGCUCUUUCAGUAUGUCAUUCUGUUCUCAUCUUCUGCCACAGUCUGUCAGAUAGCUCACGAAGACAAUCACCUGCCUCACCUUCUAGGUGUUUUCUUUUUUUGUUUUUGUUUUGUUUUGUUUUUAAGCAAAGAUGAAGGGAAAACGAACUAAGACAGAUGCUAGGCCAUGUUGGCAAAGUAGCAUCUUGGUGACUAAGGUGACUGUGUAUAUUCAUCUUAAAGAUUAUGUUCUUUAGACACUGCUACCUGAAAACUGUUGGAGAAAUAAUGUUUAAAGUUAUUUAAGAAAAACUGUUACAUCACUAAGUAUUAAUAAAUUCUUCUUACCUGACGUAACUUCUCAAUGAUGCCUAAAUUCUGUAGUUGAAGCUCUGCUGUAGAGAGUUGGGAUAAUUUUCUUUUGGUGGAUCAGCUCUCAUAAAAAAGCUAUGAUUUGCUCAAAUAUGCUAUUGACUCAGUAAAUGAAUAUUUUUUUUCUUUAAAUAGGAACAACCUCUUUUUUUUUUUUUUUUGAGACGGAGUCUCACUCUUUCGCCCAGGCCGGACUGCAGUGGCGCUAUCUUGGCUCACUGCAAGCUCCGCCACCCGGGUUCACGCCAUUCUCCGGCCUCAGCCUCAACCUCUUUUAAAAAAGAAAAAUUAUUUCAGUGAUUCGUCAAAACAAAUUACCUCUUUAGGCAUGAGCUAAUAAUUGAGGGUGCUAAUUUUCUUAAGAUAGUGCCUAAAACACUAAAUUUCAGUCAAGUUGUAAGUAGGAUUUUCUUUUUGAUCAACAGGGACAAAAACAUCUUUAGAAUUAAACAUGGUUGUUUUGGAAUUUUUGCUUCUCUUACCAUUUGAUAGAAAUUUUCAUCCUAAAAUACAUGUACAAAGUUUGGAAAGAUGAAAAAAAGAGGUAGCUUUUAGAUUGCAAAUUGGAAGUAUAAAACUCAUGAAAUUUAAGCAAUGUAGGUUUAGCUAUCUGUGUUUAUUUUCUAAAAUAAUACCUGAGCUGGUUAAAUGAUUUCUCUCCAUCUUAGCUAAUUCUGUUUAAAACUCUGUCAGAGGCCUGCAGGCUGUGAGUUAUAUUUAUAAAUAUAUCUUCGGAAAUUAAUCUUAAAAGAGGCAUUUGUUCAGAAUACUUUUUUAAAAGUUUAAAUUAAAUAUUUAGGCACGUGUCAGAAAUUACUUUUCCUUAUUUUGAAAUGAGGCUACUUAUGUCUUGGUUUUAUUUUGUUCCAUGUUUAAAUCAUUCACUUUGAUUUGAGUGGGAAAAGCCUGAAGCCUUUAUUAUGUGGUUGCUGAUGUGUGUAAUUAUUAAUGAAAUGUUCACUCCUAGUCCCUUAUGAGGCUUAGAAUUUCAACCACGUGUCAGGUCAGACAGUAUUAUAAACUGUACUUUGCUGUGUGAGACAGCACAUUUGUGAAUGAUGCUUGCUGCCUGCCAUUUUCAACCUAUUGUCUCUUAAGAGUGCUAGGUACCAAAUUGUGAAAGUUUGUUUUCAGUUAUAUUACUUUUGAGGCUGGUGAAAAAUUUAAGUGUAACUUUGUGGGAACACUGAUUCAUAUUUAGAAAAUGUAAAUGUCUGUAGCACUUUCUUGCAGUUAAUUUGAAAACUUUGGAUGCUGAACCUUGUUUGUCAGUGAUUUAGAUGAUUUAAAAAUGCAUGUGUGAUUUUAAUUUUAUAAUUGUUUUGACAAGCAUAAUUUACUUGGACAACUUUGUAGGUAGCCUUAACUUCUGGCCAAGUUUGUUUUUUAUAUAAAUAUAUAUACAUAUAUAUACAUAUUAUGUAUAGUUGUAAAUUCAUACACUUAUCACAUGAACGUGUUACUGUAUACAAAACUCUUAAUGCUUUAUUCUCAAAUGCUGGGUUGAAAAAUGUUUUGAAAGCCUUUUAAAAUAUAUAUCUUUAUAAAGUAAUAUUCAGGAUGAUAAAAAUUGUUUAUAUUGUUAUGAUAAAAAUGACAGUAUAAUGUAGCCCAGUGUAUUUAAUGAUUUAUUUGAAGAGGGAUUGGGAAGGAACGUUUUCAUACCACUUUCUCCUUUGAAAUUUUCAGUUUAUUGACUUUUAAAAAAUGAAUACCUCAGGCAGUAGACAUUUUUUUUUCUAGUAUCAUUUAAUUGAUACCCUGUGUGCUAAACAGUGUGUGGUGCCUGAUUAAUUUGGUCUGAAUAUUUGAUUCUUUCUGUUCCUUUCAACUUGACAUUCAGAGUAUUGACUCAAGGAGAGAGGCUCAGAGUGGAAUGGCUGACGCUGUGGGUAAGGUUGGAUCUCCCUUAAAACUGCCUUUUGGAUUCAGUGUUUGUGCUUGAGUUCGCUUUCAAAUAUGACCAUAAUCGUGUGGGUGCAAGACUGUACAGUGAUACGUAUGUAGAGGUAAAACGUUCAUUUUAAUACUUAAAGUUAUAUAAAUCUUUUCAAAAAGUGUUUUGUUAUAAAAUAUGCCAUUUGUACCCAUACCAGCCCACCUCUUCUGAGGCCCUGUAUUCAAAUAGAUGAUAGUGAUCUGUCUUUCCUGCAUGAAGUGUAGGUGGCGAGUGGGCGAGGGGCGCAGACUUCUUUGAAAUCGAAGAGUACAGUCAAAUCUACUCCUGAUUUGGUGGUUCUGUUGCUGUGGCAGAAUAUGCCAUGAAACACAUAAAAACUUCUCCGAACGUGCACCCUCAUCAGCCACCUCCUCCCCUCUUUCCCUGAGUGCUGUGAACACAGCAGACCUGCAUACUUCUGCAGAUCCAGCUCCUACAGCUUGGGGCACCAGGCUGCCUUUCCUAGUCCUGUUAACAACCAUACAGUGUGAAUUGCUGAAUUAGCUGCUCUUCUAUGUGGAGUGACAUUAAGCUUUUUCUUAUCUUUUUCUAUGGGGAAGCUAUAGGGUGGGUAAGGAAAAAAUGUUGAAUGCUUUUACUUUGCUGAAAAUAUUAGAACUCUCUUGUGACAGGAUACAGCAAAUUAUAAUUAAAUAUAAAUUACCAGAACCAGAGCUACCUCUAAGUCAUACUUCCUCAAGCACAAAGCUCUCAGGCAUAUGAGACCCACCUUAAUGAAGGGUCUCUGAUUUCUUGAGCAUCAGUGAGUUUCAGAAGUGACUAUUUUUUUGUACUCUUCUAGUUUCCUUGUAACUACACACUUUUUCCCAUUCCACGCUACUUAAAUGACAAAGACGCUUCUGAGAAGCCAAAUUCUGUCCAAGUAUUAACUAGAGAUAUUGUUGAUUAAAGAAAAUCUAGAACUGAAGUGAAAGAAGAGCGUUCCAGUUCUAAUAGUCUUUUGAUUAACAAUUCUUUUCUGAGAAAUGAUUUUUAUAAGAAAUGGGGUGAUGCUUUAAAUGCUUUUCUUAAGUUGAAGGCACAACAGUUAAUGGCUGUAUUGUUGCUAUUCCGUUGCUGACAUGUUUUUGAUAAAGCUUUAACAUUCCUGCUACUAAUUUUGGCGGAGAGUGUUUGCCAGGUUUCAAUGUGGGCUGCAGCUUUUUGUGCUCCUUCUCUGGUUUGCAGUGUAAUGAGUUGAUAAGCUAAAUUUUCGGAAAGAAUUUUGUUUCAGAUUAUGCCUCUUAUCUACUUGGGAGCAACAUGUCUUUUCAAUCAUGGGAUUGACACAUGAAAAAUAAAGUUAUUUCUUAAUCAA
Symphalangus syndactylus (siamang) is the source of this 7939-nucleotide messenger RNA. RefSeq names its product STE20 like kinase (gene SLK). Gene Ontology annotation, molecular function: protein serine/threonine kinase activity; ATP binding; protein binding. Lineage: Eukaryota; Metazoa; Chordata; Mammalia; Primates; Hylobatidae. Gene Ontology annotation, biological process: protein phosphorylation. The record is from RefSeq and is a predicted model, not a curated record.